Molecule: messenger RNA, 4556 nt
Organism: Dinoponera quadriceps
Lineage: Eukaryota; Metazoa; Arthropoda; Insecta; Hymenoptera; Formicidae
Gene: Nckx30C
Product: sodium/potassium/calcium exchanger Nckx30C
Exons: 7
Coding region: 35-2119 (694 amino acids)
Biological process (GO): intracellular calcium ion homeostasis; calcium ion transmembrane transport
Cellular component (GO): membrane
Molecular function (GO): calcium, potassium:sodium antiporter activity; calcium channel activity
Source: RefSeq, a predicted model, not a curated record
UCCUCGAGGGUGCGAACCACCGCCGACGACGACGAUGAUCGCGACGGGCGGCGAUCGGCGUACUUGUUGGAGACGGAGGCGCCGAUUGGCGGUGGUGGCUGUGCUAUCCGCGGUUUUGGCGCUCGCGAUGGGCCCCUCGUCGUCCUGGGGCCACAGACCGGCGCCGAGCAACCCGAUUAUAUUCCCCACCAGCACGCUCCUGCCGCUCGUGCGGCUGGACAACAACGGUGUGCCUGUGUACGAUCGCAAUAACAGCAACAACGUCAACAACGGCGGUCUCAGCAACGCCGCAGGCUACGACGGGCACAAUAGGACUAACGAUAACGCGACGGACGUCAAGAGGCCGCUCUUCCCCGAAGAUCUCUUUACUAAUGACCAACGGCGCCGUGGCGCCGUUGUACUCCAUAUACUCGGCGUUGUGUACAUGUUCGUCGCGCUUGCGAUCGUCUGCGACGAGUUCUUCGUGCCAUCGUUGGACGUGAUCAUCGAGAAAUUCGAGAUCGCCGACGACGUGGCCGGUGCCACCUUCAUGGCGGCUGGUGGAUCGGCGCCCGAACUCUUUACAUCGAUCAUAGGCGUGUUCGUGUCGUUCGACGACGUCGGUAUCGGCACUAUCGUCGGUUCCGCCGUUUUCAACAUCCUCUUCGUGAUCGGCAUGUGUGCUAUAUUCUCGCGUACGGUGCUGUCGCUCACAUGGUGGCCUCUGUUCCGCGACUGCACCUUCUACAGCGUCAGUCUGCUCACCCUGAUCUACUUCUUCCGCGACAGUCACAUACACUGGUACGAGGCGCUCGUGCUGUUCGGAUUCUACUUGGGAUAUGUAAGCUUUAUGAAGUGGAACCAGCAGACGGAGAGGUUCGUCAAGAGGAUAAUCUACAGAAACAGAGUGACCCGGGUGAGGUCUACCGAUCAGCUGAUGCCCUCGCACCAGAGCGCCGCCCAGGCAUUGCAGCAUCCGAACGCGACCAACAGUAGCGAGACGAGCGUGGGUGGCGUGUCGGGUGCGUGCGGAAGCAGCGGCAUACCGGCGCCCGGGGAGGCCGGAUGCAGCAGCAGGGGCGGCAGCAGCAGCGGUGCCGGCGGCACGGGUACCGGACAGGGUUGCGACCAGGGUGCCCACGGCGGAGGCACGUCCUCUCAUACGCGGGAGAGCCACGCCAAGUUCCGGCACGGCCUGCUGCAGCUUAUGAUCCACACGAUCGAUCCGCUCCACGACGGCAAGGUGGACGAGAAAGCGACGCAGCUGCACGCGAUAGCGUCGCUGAAGGUGCUGCUGGACGCCACGAGGCCGCACAACGGCGCCGCGACGUCGACCGCGGCCCAUUAUUCCGGCGCGCCCUCGAAGGAGACGACGCUGCAGCUGCAGCAGGGCUCGCAAGGCACCACCACGACCACCACGACUACGACCACUACCGCCGGCACCACCGCCGGUAUUCAGGAACUUCCGAACGGCGGUAUUGCCGUCGGUAUCGACGCUGGCCUCGAAUCGGGCGAAGAGGAUGAACCUCCGGAGGCCUUGGACAUGGGCUGGCCUAGCAGCCCGAGGAAAAGGUUAACCUACAUCUUGGUCGCGCCAAUCUUAUUUCCCCUUUGGUUGACGUUACCGGAUACGAGAACACCCAGAGGGAAGAAGUUCUUCCCGGUGACGUUCAUCGGCUCGAUCUUCUGGAUCGCGGCGUACUCGUAUCUGAUGGUCUGGUGGGCGAACGUCGCCGGCGAUACGGUGGCUAUACCGCCGGAGGUGAUGGGCCUGACGUUCCUCGCAGCGGGCACCAGCAUACCGGACCUCAUCACGAGCGUGAUCGUCGCGAGGAAGGGAUACGGCGAUAUGGCGGUGUCGAGUUCUGUCGGCAGCAACAUCUUCGACGUAACCGUUGGGCUUCCGGUUCCAUGGCUCCUGUACGGCUUGAUCUACGGGAAACCCGUGGAGGUGAACUCGGUAGGCAUGGUGUGCAGUAUAGCGAUACUGUUCUGCAUGCUGCUGUUCGUGAUCAUGAGCAUCGCCUGCUUUAAGUGGCAAAUGAACAGGGGUCUCGGCUUCACGAUGUUCAUCCUCUACUUCGUCUUCGUCGCCGUCUCGCUGAUGUUCGAGUACCAGCUGUUGAUCUGCCCUGUGUAGGACCGCCAAGACAACAGCCGUGGCAGGCGGGCUAAGCGGAAGGAAGCAUUCCCCUCCGGCGGUAUAUCGCCGGGGACGGGGGAAACACGUCUGCGGAUGGACGUAUACACACACACACACACACAUAUACACAGGUUUACGGGUCUCGUCAUUAUCAUCGUCGUCGACAGGUUCCGGCCGACGAGAGAGAAACUCUUCCCCCGCGGUCGUCCCGCGGCUUCGAGUCGAGGAAAGGAAAAACCGUGCCAGUCUUACACACGCACACAUACACACACACACACACACACAAUUUUCCUUCUCGAGCGCGAGCGAGCGCCGAAGCGUGCGCGCGCUCACGUGCGAAGGAAAUUCGAACGGUCGAACGGCAAUAGCACCACCACCUCCGCCAUCAUCACCACCACCAUCAUUAUCAUCAUCACCACCACCACCACCGUCACCGGCACACUGAUCCACCGAUGUCAUCGAGUCACAGAGCAGUUUACGUAUCGCGCAUAAUACGAGGUGUCUUGUUCUAGUCGAGGUGUACAUAUUGUAUAAAUCUUGAAAUACCUGAAAUGAAAUACUCGUCUUGUUACAUAAGGAUAAUCAGUCGAGCGCGGCACUCCUCGAGCGCUCGAGUGCGCUACACUCUAUUUAGGCGCGGCGAGCGCGUUAGCCGAUCGUGCCAAGGACCAAACGAGUAACUUCGUAUAAUUCCGCAGGGGAGUCACCCGGCAAAGUUCGUGUCUCACCUCCCCCCCUUCGAGCGUCUUCUACUCCUCCUUCUUCUUUUUCGUCCGCUGGAUUCUCCGUGUUACCGGGCGAGCGAGCGGCUCAGCGCGCGAAGCGGAUCGAUACGAGUCGCGUCGCUACUCGCUACCGGCUACUCAUUAUGAAUUCGUCGUUGAUCCAAAAGAUUUCGGACUUACCCAAGCGACGGUUUGAACAGAGCGAGGUGUUCAGGCGCAACGACUUUCCACUUGCGAGGAGCGCCUUCGUCGGAGCGCAGCGUCUCCCUCGGGCGUAGCCGCAGCCACGUUAUUAGCAAUAAGCAGCGCCAAACCCUCGAGCGACGGCGAUGCCGAACUGUCGGAUUUUUUCAAAUGCAGAGUCACCGCGAUGUUUGUACAAAACGCUCCCGUAGGACCCUCUUGUUUGACUCCUUGGCACGCUCACGUCCGAAAAUGAUAUAUAUAUAUAUAUAUAUAUAUAACGUUACCCCCCCCUAGAUGAGGUGGCCUGACCGCUCGCCGAUUUUUCUCUAAAGCAGGACUCUCUUCGCCUCUACUAAUUGUAGGAUAGCGUUAUUAUAAUUUCUCAUUAUGUCGCGCUGUCACGGAAUACAACCCGACCCAGCGGUGUGCUGUCCGGCGUUUCGUUUCGACGAGUGAGCAGAAGGUGUCUGCUCGAGCGGCCGCGUACGUACGCGCGCGUACGCGUCACGCUUGCGCGUCUCUCUCCUCCGUUACUUUGGCGUAAAGGUAAAAAAAGAAGAGGAAAAAACACGGUAACACUGUAGAGCAUAAAACUGUAGAGAGAAUCAAAACGGUGUCGUCGAAGCGGGAAGUUGCUCGUCCGGGAAAUCGUCUCGUUUCUCGCCGCAUUUCGUUCUUCCCGCGGUCAUCGUUUCUCCCCCGCAAAUUAUACGAUGCACACACAAGUGUCGAAGUGAAAACUGUUCUGUUUGCUCGUUCCGAAGGAAUUCCACGCUCGUAAAAUUGUUUCAGACGCCGCCGAGAGUCUCCGUAGCGAGCGUCGUUCGAUCGAACGACGCGAUCCACAGACACCGAUAAUCACAUCUCGAACAAAACGGCUGACCAUCGCACCAGUUUUGCAGAGAGUUUCGCGCGGAACCCGAUGCCGCUGUUGAUACGCGAAUAAGAGAGAUCUGCCGAUGGAAGGAGGCGAUAACGGUGAUCAAACCAUUCGAGAUGUCGACCGGCACUGAGAAUCAACUCGUUUUUCCUUUCGUUGCGGUAAAUCAUUAUCACGUUUGCAAGCUCGAGUAAGGUUCUCGAGCAAAAUCAAGGGGAAUACGUUCAUCGUAACGCGUAGCGUUAAUUUACAGCGGGACCGGGAAGGUACAAUUAAUUACCCGUUAAUUGUGCAUUUAGAGACAUCGUUCGAUUCGGAAGUAAGCGUGUUCUUACGACCGACCAUAUUUCCGCUGCUUUAAAACGUCGCUUUAUGAAGUGCUUCGAUUCAGUCGUCACGCCGACCUAAAAGCGAGUCUCACUCAGUGCCGGUCAAUGCGAGGCGAAUUCGUCCCGACGAAUGAAGCGAGAGAAAGCGUCAUUCUUUCUCUCUCUCUCUCUCUCUCUCUCUCCCUCUCUCGUUCGCGCAGACACCUGCAUCCGGUUCCGAGCGUGUUACCUUUCAAAUACAAUUACUGUUACGACUCUACUACAAUUACUACUACUGCUACUACUAUUACUACUACUGUUACUACUAGUACUAC